AGUGACUAUUUUUAGGGCCCUCUCAUUCAGUUCUUCACACGCUUUAUGUUACUUCUUUUGGAGAUUUUUUCUUUCUUUUGUCAGAAUCUCCUAUUAGUCUUCAAGUUACCUUUCUUCUCAGAAGUAGAAAGAGAUUUUGAGUUUCUUCUAAUCAUUCAGCUUUCAUACCAUAAAACAACUACAUUUCAUACCAAAUGUUCAACAAAAUAUUCUCUCUCUUCACUAACAAAUAGUCCUGUCCUUUCAUAGUAAUAGUAAAACAACAUAAUUGUAGAGUCAUGUUAAUUAUUUGAACAUCUAACUAGUGAAGUUGAAUCAGAUUAGAAUAAGAUGAUCACAAAAAUGAUUAAAACAAUCCUUCUCAUCCCUUCUCAAUUCAUUAUUUUCCUUCUCAUCAACUCAGUAAUGGCAGAACCAAGGGCAAGAACAAUCCAAAUAGCAUGUGGUCAUCAACUAGAGCACAACAGCACCAUCUAUGUUCCGAAUUUCGUUGCAACCAUGGAGAAAAUCAGUGAACAGAUGCGAAGUACCGGAUUUGGAACAACAGUUACAGGGACAGGACUUGAUACUAACUAUGGCCUAGCUCAGUGCUAUGGAGAUCUUUCAUUGCUUGAUUGUGUGCUAUGUUAUGCCGAGGCAAGGACGGUUCUUCCUCAGUGCUUCCCUUUCAAUGGUGGGCGCAUUUACCUCGAUGGUUGCUUCAUGAGGGCCGAGAAUUAUAGCUUCUUUGAUGAGUAUACAGGAGCAGGAGAUAAUGCAGUAUGUGGGAACAGAACAAGGAAGAACUCAAGUUUUCAAGAAGCUGCAAAGCAAGCAAUUGUAACAGCAGUUCAAGAUGCACUUAGCAGUAAAGGAUAUGCUAGAGGGAAGGUCGCCGUGACCGGAACGGUUAAUGAGUCUGCUUAUGUGCUGGCUGAUUGUUGGAGGACUUUGAACACAAGCUCUUGUAAAGCAUGUCUUCAGAAUGCAUCAACUUCUCUAUUGGGAUGCUUGCCUUGGGAAGAAGGCCGUGCGCUUAACACCGGUUGCUUCAUGAGGUUCUCAGACAAAGAUUUCCUCNNGAAGCUCAAAGGGUAAAUGAAUCUUGAGAAUUUAGAAAGUGCAGGUAAUGUAAUAGUGCUGGUGGUUGCAGUGGUUAGUUCAUUGAUUGUUUUUGUGGUUGGAAUAGCUAUUGGGAUAUAUAUCUUGAAACUUAGAUACAUUCAAAAGAAAAGAAGAGGUUCAUAUGAUACAGAAAAGUUAGCAAAGUCCCUUCGCCGCAGUAGCCUGAAUUUCAAGUACACUUCACUGGAAAGGGCUACUGGAUCCUUUGAUGAGACUAACAAGUUAGGACAAGGAGGAUUCGGAACAGUUUACAAAGGAGUUCUACCUGAUGGAAGAGAGAUUGCUAUCAAGAGGCUAUAUUUCAAUAACAAACAUAGAGCAGGAGAUUUCUACAAUGAAGUGAACAUAAUCAGUAGCGUGGAACACAAGAAUCUAGUCCGACUGUUAGGAUGCAGUUGUUCAGGACCCGAAAGCCUGCUUGUGUAUGAAUAUCUGCCCAACAGAAGUCUCGAUCGCUUCAUUUUUGACAAGAAUAAGGGAAGAGAACUGAACUGGGAGAAGAGAUACGAAAUCAUCGUUGGGACAGCUGAAGGAUUAGCAUACCUACAUGAGAAUUCUAAAACCAAAAUAAUUCACAGAGAUAUAAAAGCCAGCAACAUCCUCUUGGAUGCAAAGCUUCGUGCUAAAAUCGCAGAUUUUGGCUUGGCUAGAUCCUUUCAAGAAGAUAAGAGCCAUAUAAGUACAGCUAUUGCAGGAACUUUGGGUUAUAUGGCUCCAGAGUACAUAGCUCAUGGUCAGUUAACAGAAAAGGCAGAUGUGUAUAGUUUUGGAGUGCUACUGCUAGAGAUAGUUACCGGGAGACAGAACAACAGGAGCAAAGCAGCUGAAUAUUCAGACAGCUUAAUUACAGUGGCAUGGAAACACUUUCAGUCAGGGACAGCUGAACAAUUAUUUGAUCCAAAUCUUCAGUUGCAUGAAGACUACAACAACAGCAGUGUUAAGAAUGAGAUCUUAAGAGUGGUUCAAAUAGGACUUCUAUGCACCCAAGAGAACCAUUUGUUGCGGCCAACUAUGUCAAAAGUGCUGCAGAUGCUAACAAAGAAGGAGGAGCAACUUGUUGCUCCUUCUAAUCCACCUUUCCUAGAUGAGAAUACCAUGGAAUUCUGUGACAUAAGUGGUGACCCAUUUUUCCCUCUCGUUGCAGAUGACUCAGUCGCUACCAUGUCCCAUAGCUCUUUUCAUCCCAGGUGAUCUGCCUAGUACUAACAAUGUAUAUCUCUAUCCAUUACUAAUUUAUACAAGAACAUUAGGAUACAACAAAUAACAAUGUGAAAAAAUUAAAUUAGCCUUACAAGGUACUUACAGCAA
This is a messenger RNA of Arachis duranensis, 2412 nucleotides long. Its product is annotated as cysteine-rich receptor-like protein kinase 2. The transcript is spliced from 7 exons. Gene Ontology annotation, biological process: protein phosphorylation. Gene Ontology annotation, molecular function: protein kinase activity; ATP binding. The record is from RefSeq and is a predicted model, not a curated record. Lineage: Eukaryota; Viridiplantae; Streptophyta; Magnoliopsida; Fabales; Fabaceae.